UGAAAUAAUUUGUUAUUUCGCAGACGGCUUUCGAGGAAGACACAUGCAAGCGAGCAAAUAAGCGCCGGACGAACGCAGACGAGCAGAACCGUACAGUGAGCGCGUGUGAACGCCAUUUAAAUGAGUGUAUACCAUGAAGUGUAUAGUUGGCGAAGGAGAAAAAGAUGCUUGAUAUUUAGAUCGGAAUGAAAAGAAAUAUAAUCAAACAAUUUUUACAACAUUCAAAAAUAGCGCUAUUAAAUAACAGCAAUAAUCGAAAAACUCGCGCAAGGCGGCAAAAGAUAAACAAAACGACGUUAAUAUCGUGGUUUCAAUGCAUACAUACUAUAUAAAUAAAUAAGUAUAAAUAAACAGAAAGCAAAAACGAAAAUGGAAAAAUCACUAUUGCCGCUUGCGUUGCGGCUAGCGAAGUCGUCAAGCAACGAGCGCCAACAUUUGAAGUGAAUUUUAGUGAUGCGCGCCAAGUGUACGGAAACACGCCUACUUACCGCCUCGGUGGCACUUUAGUGAAAAGUGGUUUUGAAACUAAACUGUUUGUGUUUUUUUUAGGACUUUGCACAACGUCACUAAAAUAAUUGACCUUUAACAUUGGUUGCGAAGAAUGUUUUUAGCACCAAUUCGUGUGUCAGUUAACGUUGAAAGUAAUAAAGUUCACCCAAUUGAUUUUUUAUACAAAUAUCAGUGCUCGCUCGACGGAUCUAUAGUGAUUUUGAAGCAAGUCUCCAAAGUAUGUAUAAGCGAAUUCGUAUAUACAUACAUACAUACAAACAUACUAUAAGUGCUUACAGCUGCGACCUGUUCAGGUGAACGCGUGAGAGGAGCCCGUGCAGCACAUUUUCAAACACGCACACGCACACCUACUUACAAGUACUGAGUUUGUGGCAUACAACAAAAAAUAAAGUAAAAAUAAAAAAAUUGCAGCAAAAAAGUUGCAAUUUUGUGCACCAUAAUUCGAAAGCGUGCUACAAGUGCGCGCGCAACAACAACGUAUAGUGCAACAACCACCAUUCAACGUUCAACAAUAAACAACCAGUACCACCACCACCACCAUCAUCAUCACCGCACAUUUACCAUAACCCCCUUUUCCAACAUGUCACUACAAACCAAACGGCAGCACUGUUACCUAUGCGAUCUUCCUCGCAUGCCCUGGGCCAUGAUCAAUGACUUUUCGGAAGCUGUGUGUCGCGGUUGUGUCAACUAUGAGGGCGCCGAUCGCAUCGAACUUGUAUUGGAUGCAGCGCGUCAAAUGAAACGCUUACAUCAAGCAGCCAAACGUAGUCAUGAGAAUGGUGAAGUUGUCGUACAACAACAACAACAGCAGCAAGCCCAACAGCAACAACAGGCCGCUGUAGCGGCUGCACAAGCGCAACAUCGUAGCGCUAGCGGUGCGCCCAUAAGUGUGGGCGUGGGUGUAGGCGUUGUUGGUCCCCAACAACAGCAACAACAUCAUCAUGGAUAUGCGACACAACGCAUCGGUCCACCCCCACCACAAGCUACCAGUCUUAUGGAUUUCCCAGUGAAAAUGGAGGCGCACGACGCCAGCGUACGUCCGGUGCGUAUCUCACACAUGGCACCGCAUCACAUGUCGAUGACAAAUCGUGCUGUUGCAGCAGCAGCAGCGGCUGCCGUCGCCUCAAAUGUGGGCGUUGUGGGUCCAGUGCCACCAGCGUUAUCGGUGAAUUUGAAACGUCCACCCUCCGAAGAUGAUGAUCAUGCACAUGUGGGCGAUGGCGGCGGUGGCGGUGUCGCUGGUGGUGGACCGAGUGUCAUGAAGCGUAGCGCCAUCGAUGAUCCGAAUAUACCACGUCCACCACUAACACGCGGCGAAUCAUUACCGGCUGCUGUUUCCUUUGUACCCGAUAGACAAGCAGGUUUGCGCGAUAAACAUCAACCAGUGCGUGCGCCAUCCUUUGAUGCAUCCUCCUUCAAACCGGGUGUUUAUGUGCCGCCCAUGCCACAUCCGGUUGUGCCGUUAGGCAAUUCGACGUCACCAGCUUUGUCGUCAUCACAACAACAACAGCAACAACAUUCACAACAAAUAGCACUACAACAACAACAACUACCACCUCAAUCUCUAGCACCACACCAGUCAAUAGCACCACCACCUCUGCCACAAUUACCAACAACCGCCUGUUCAGUCACUCAAUUAGCACAAAGUCCGAUGGCUAAUCUCAUGUCUAUUACAGAGACAUUACCACCGGGUAGUCCACGGAAUGGACCCAGCCCACCGGGACCACCGCCGCCGCGCACAGCAUCACGCGGCAGCCAACAUUCACCGAAUAGUUCGGCCGGUUCAUCGUCCGGACGACGCUCUUCAGGAUCGCGUCACGUUUCGAGCACUACAGUUACCAGCUCCGAAGUGCAAUCGAGUCCAGCGAAUACACCACAAGUUGGUCCGGGUAGUGGCAACAAUGUUGGAGGAGGCGGUGGCAACGGCAACGGUGCAGGAUCAGUAAGUGUAAGUAGUGGUAGUGGCGGUAAUUCUGGUGGAAAUAAUGGUCCACUACCACCUGGCGGAAAUGUUGCCGAUGGAAAUGUUGGCGGCAGCAGUAACGGCGGUGGUCCUGGUGGAAAUAACAGCAAUGGUCAAGCCUCUGGCGGCAUGAAUUCAGCAAACGGAACAUCAGUUGGUGGUACGCCAGCAUCAAAUGCGGCAGCAGUCGCCCAAAAUGCCACACUUAAGUGCACGUUAUGCCAGGAAAGGUUAGAGGAUACACACUUCGUGCAGUGCCCGUCGGUUAAUCAUCAUAAAUUCUGCUUCCCCUGCAGUCGAGAGAGCAUCAAGCGUCAAAAUGGUCUCGGUAACGAGGUAUACUGUCCAAGUGGCGAUCGCUGUCCAUUAGCAAAUUCGACGAUUCCAUGGGCCUUUAUGCAAGGUGAAAUUACCACUAUACUGGGUGAAGAGGUAAAGGUGAAGAAAGAGCGUGAAUCUUAAUGUCCAUUUUAUUGUAAAAAGCUGCGACGUGCUUUGGAGAAUUUUUAAACCAUAACACUUAACUGGAAAGCUAGGAAAAAAACGUUUUUUGAGUCAUAUUGUAUUGAAAUUGGAAGAGCAGUUGUAAACUCACAAAGUGUAGAAGUUUGAAGCAAAAGUACAGAAAUAAGCAUAAGUAGAAGUUUAAUAGACGUGCAGACGUUUUUCGAUGCUAUUGAACGAAAGUCGAAACAGCAAAACCAGUUAAAGCAGCCAUAACUGUGGUCAGUAAAGUUCUAAAAGCCAGUAAAUUGAAUGUAAAGUUAGUGAAUGCUUGGCUAAGAAUUUUUAGCAAGUGAUAAAUUUUUGGUGAGGGAUAAAAACAAAAAUAUUUCGAGUGAGUGUGAACUUAAGUUGUUUCCGGAAUAAGAACGCGCUCCACACUGGCUUAGAAUUGGAAACUUUUAACUGGCUGCUUAGCAUUUUGGACACAACCACAUUUUAGUGGUAACGAAAAAGUUUUAUUGGACUGUUUAUGCUAUGCGGUGAGGCACACAGUUCGGACCACUUUGAGCACCCUGCUUUUGUGCUGGUCCCCCAUGCAGCAGGAGAGCAGAUUUUGAACUUUCUUGGCAGUUGCUGUGGUUAACAGAACGCAGCAACAUUAGCAAAUACAUAUAAACUACAUAUAUAAUACAAUAUUAAAUAACAAAAUUUUAAUUGAAGAUUUUCAUGUAUAACAAAGGCAGUUAAUAAAACGAAAAAUAUGGCAAAACACUAAAGGGUAUAAAAAAAUAACAUUUUUGUAGGCAUAAAGUAGCCGAAACCAGUGCACCACAAAGCACUUUCAAAAAAAAAAAAAACAACAAAAAAACAGUAAAACACAGAAGUUAAAUUAAGUUUGAACGUUUAUUAGAUUUUUUUUGUUUUCCUAGCAAAAUUGAAAUAAUUUAAAUUUUCGAAAUAAGUGCUUUUAAUUUUUUAUGCUCUCAAACCACUUCAUUUGCGAGAUGAAAACUGCUCGUUUUUUCAACAAAAUAUGUAGUUAUGUGGGAAUAAGUUUAAAAUACUUCUUAAAAAAAAUCUUUUGAAAUAAAAGUUUACGCUAAAUUAUAUAAAUCAAAAAUUAAAUUUAAUAACAUCGGCUUAAUAUUAAGUGUACAUAAUAUCUAAUUUGUAAGAUAUCAAAGAACUUUUCGUUGAAAUUUGUAUUUGUAGUAACUACAAAAAAUAAUGCAAUUGUAUUUGAUUUGCAUGUCUUUAGUUGUAGAGUUGUUUUAUAACUUAUAAUUUCUCUUUAUACUAAAUAUAAUUUAAAAUUAGCUAUAAACUAGUUGUAAAUUCAGUUAUAUUUUUAUUUAAAACUAUAUACAGUUAAAAAAAUAGUUUUUGCCAACUAUUUUGGCAUUUAUGUUACGCGUUGUUGUAUUUGUAAAUUGUAGUGAUUUAUGUACAUGUAGUUUGGUAAAAAAACAAAAACAAUUCAAAAAAAUUAAAAAAAAAAAUCCAAAAAAAGUUGAAUUAAAAACAUAAAACGUACUAACGUUUGACGAGAAGAGCAAAAUACUAGCAUUAAUUGUUGAGCGUUCAUAACGCCAUACCAGUUUUGACGUGCAUGCAUAUGAAUGUAUUGUAAUGCAUAUACAACAUAAAUACAUACAAACAUAUAUUCAAAUUUGAAUUGCAACCAUCCGUAAUUUCUUUGCGUUUAAAAAAUAGUCACUGAGUUGUAAAUUUUACUGAAAAAUGGAAAAGAAAGUACAGUGGAAAAGUUAAUGAGAAACAAUUUUUAACGCGAAUUCCAAUUCUAAAACUUAAAACAAAUUAAUUUUUAAAAACUUGAUUAGAAAAAAGAUUAAAUAAAAACAUUAAUUUGUAAAUUUUCAACGCCAACCAAGUUGCGGCAUGCAAAAAUAUCGUAGUUUGUAGUGGAAAUAAGCAGUAGUUA
Messenger RNA from Anastrepha ludens (Mexican fruit fly), 4862 nucleotides. RefSeq names its product probable E3 ubiquitin-protein ligase IRF2BPL (gene Pits). Gene Ontology annotation, biological process: regulation of transcription by RNA polymerase II. The record is from RefSeq and is a predicted model, not a curated record. Lineage: Eukaryota; Metazoa; Arthropoda; Insecta; Diptera; Tephritidae. The transcript has 5 exons. Bases 1091 to 2935 code for a protein of 614 amino acids. Gene Ontology annotation, cellular component: nucleus. Gene Ontology annotation, molecular function: transcription corepressor activity.